UUAUAGUUUAUUUUUAAAUUUUAUAAUUGAAAAAUAUGUUUUAAGAUAACAACACAAUAUACAAGAAUUUAUCUUAUUUUUUAAGAAGUUAAUAUUAUAAUAAAAAUUCGUUUUUGAUUAUAUAAUUAAUAAUAUAUAAAAUUCAUUAAGGGUAUUAUAGAUAUUAACUGCUCUAACUUUUAACGUGAGAGUUCGAUUCCAAAAAUUUACUUCGCAAAUAAUUGUAUAGAUAUAGAUUCCUAUUUGUCCUUUGUUUUUUUUUUUUUAUGAUUUCAUUCCUGUUUACCUUGAAAAGAAAAAAGGAAAUUAGUAAACAAAAUACUACUAGGUCACCGACUAAAAAGGUUAGAUGAAUACUAGUCCUUGUGUUAUAAAUAUAAGUCACCCUAGAACAAACCAAGUUCAUCGAUUCAGUUUCUUUUUUCAGAGCGACUAUCAAAAAGAAAAAAAAGCGUUUAACUCUGUGUUUUCGACUGACAUUUGCUUUCGUAAGUAGUCAUGAAACACAGAUUAUCCCACGAAAUAGAUAACUACCCUGAACCAGACGAUGUGGGCAUAAUCAGAGUCACGGCAAGGCUCUUUGGCCAAGAUGAUAACUCGACGUUCACGGUUCUGUCGCUUGCAAGAGACUUCAUCGCGAACGACGAGUGUAAAAGCAAAGAAGACUUGAACUACUUCUUGUUGGAAGCCGGAAUCAAUGAAGAUGUUAUCAGUAAUGCGAUAUUGGAGCUAAUUGUUUAUGUUGAUGAGGUAACUUGCCCUGCAAGUAUCGAGUACUCUCCUGGAUGUGCUUUGAAAGUUCGGUUGGAUCUUAUUCCUGAUUAUCUCGAUGAUGAUGAUGACACUGUGAUGAGGACCUAAAGUCAGUAGCUGGACCACCAACUCAUGAGAUCAACCAUACAAGCUACAUUGGAGCCAGCAGCGACAUAGGUGCACUCAAAGAAGGAUAUCUUUAAUUUGCAACCAUAAGGAAUUUAACCGUGAAACCAGUUUCUAUAGAUUCUCAACUCAACCAGAGCACGCAGCGAAUUGGUUUCAUACCAAAAAGAGUAAUGGUUUAGGAGAUAUGCCAGUUACAAGUCAGACUAUCUACACUACAUCCGAAUUGGUUCUAAUUAAGGAAAGUAAUUCUUUGCUUAAGGAGUGUGCAACUCAAACUCACGUGUGGAAACCAGGAGAUUAUUCAUUACAUCUAAGAGCAGUGGGAGAGUUUCUACCAUGCACCAGCAGCCACAUGAUCAAGAUGAAUCCCUUAUUUGUCAACUUACCUUACAUGGAUGCAUUCACACUUGGAGUUAUUGAGACCAACGGCUCUUUCCCCUUCUCUUCAGGCACGACUUAGAGACUAUCCAGACAUCAAAGGAGAUCCCAAGGAUGCAUUUCUUUCUUCCCAAACUCACAAGAUACAAGGAGAGAAGAAAACUUCCAUACAUGGACAGAUUCUGCACCAACUUAGUCCAACGGCUAGUUUUUCACUUAUUAUUUCUUUCCAAGUUAUUCCUUUAGGCAUUUGUGUUCUUUUCUAUUUAAACUGAGCUAAGUCUCAUUUGUAAAGCACCCUUGCACGAAAUUAAUAAAGUAUUAUUCAGUUUACAAAGUUUGUCUUUGUUUUGUUCAAUUAGUCUUUAGGUGGAUUCCUUUAGAUUUCUUGUCCGUUUGCUUGUCUCCUUAGUUUGUGGAUUCAUUCUAGGAUACAAGUGUAGGUCUCUGUCUUUGUGUGGAUUCACAUAGGCUCAGGCUUCUGGUCUUAUCAAAGGGAUAUUUCCGCAACCCUUUGUGGCGACAAUCGACCCAUUCAAGCUUGACAACUCUUGUUGCCUUGUGAUCUAGCCUUUGUUAGCUUAGGCUUGUAUCAUUUUUUGGUAUCAGAGCUUCAAAAGCUCCUAUCUAUCAGGUUAUAUCUAUCCUUGUCUCUAUUCAUUUGCAUUUGUUUAUUUGUUUCAUCUCUUUUGCAUUUGUUUCAUUUAUAAAAUCAUAUAAAAAAAACAACCAUAAAAAUUGUUUGCAAUUUCUGUCCAUUUUUGCAUUUGCUUGUUCUUGGUGUUAAAACCAGGGAGGCACGACAAAGAUGACCAUUUACUUUCUUUGAUUCAUAUAAAUUUGAAAAGCCAAAAGAAAUCGUGUUUGCAUUAGUUGUUUCCUUAGUUUCCAUUUCGGUUUAUUCACUUACUAUAAAAAAAAAGGUCAAUUUUGUUUCUUGCUUCUUUUAAAUUCUAAAAAUUAUAAAACCAGAAUAAAAAGUUAAUUUCAUUGUCUUAGUUUAUAUAUUUCGUGUUUCCAUUAAAAAAAAAAGUGAAUUCUUUUUCAUUUGUUUUAAUUUUCCAAAAAAAAAAAAUAAAUAAAUAAAAUAAAAACAAGGAGAUACUAAGUUUCCAUUUUUCUUUGUUCUUUCUUAUUCUUCUUUCCUUUCUUUUGCUAAGCCACGACUUAAUUCCUUUUUCUUCUGUUUGUGCAAGGCAAACUCUGAGAAAAGAUAGAGAAGACGCCAAUGGAGGAUUACUCAGAAGAAGAGGCUGAAGAAUACAACACGUCUGAGGUAGAUUGGGGAGAAGAAGCUGACCAGGAUUGUUGGGACGAUGGAGAUGACCACACUGAAGGUCAAUGGUGCGCAGACUCUGUUCCAGAGUAUGUCCCAAACGAUGAACAAGAAUACCCAGAGGUGGAACCAGAAUCAAUGGACCGGUAUUCAACUUGCUAUGGUCCCAAAUCCCAACUCAUCUAUGAGGAUAGUUCUGAAGGGAAAUAUUAUUCUCAAGCGUGUCCUAGAAGAGAAAAGACCACCGUGGCUGCACCAUCAAGAUCUUAUCAUGGGAGUCUAUCAAGACAUGCUCACAGCAAGCCAUGGAACUACAAUGGAGAUCAGUUUUAUCAGAAUCGCUUGGCUGCACCAUCUAUACAUUUUUCUGGUCAUAAGCAAGGACCAAGUGCAUAUCUAAGGUGGGAGGACGACAUGGAGCAAUGGUUUAUAGCUUGGAGAAUUCCAGAGAAGCUAAAGCUAACUUAUGCGAAGGAUACCUUAACCGGAGAGGCAUACAAUUGGUGGAGUCAGCUAGAUGCUGAUAGGAUCUAUUUCAAUGAUCCGGCUUUUACUUGGAAAGAGGUUAAGAUGCUCAUGUAUAGUGAGUUUGUGAAGAAGGCAAAAUACAUUCAGAAGGUGUCCACAAGGAGAUUAAUAAAGCACCAAGUCUUGCAACCCACAGUUCAGAGAGAAGUUGUUUCCCAAAGACAAAGUUCAAGGCCAGUGCAUCCACCUCAAGUCAAACGAAACCAAGGUGAGCACUCUAACUCUUUAAAACCAUCUGAGGUUAUUUGUUAUAGGUGUCAAGGCAAGGGCCAUCUAGCAAAGGAGUGUCCCACAAAACGAGUUGUGAAGUCAGUACUAUCUGAAGCAAAAGAAACAAACUUGGAGGUAAGUGAUUCCGAUACUAGAAUUGAUGAUUCCUUUUCUAGAAUGGAUAAACAUAUGGAUGAUCUUAUCAACUUGAUUAAAGCUAGAUCUACUUCUGUUUCUAGUAAUUCCAUGACUGUCUUAACACACUUGUCUAGCGCCCAAAAGGUUGAAAGUAUUUCAGGUACUAACAUAGAAAUCAAGGAACAAGAACCCAACCUUGCUGCGCAAUCAAGUCCAACACUUGAUAAGAAUGUUGAUGAAGGUCUAGGUAAUGAGGAGGCACGUACAGAAGCUAAACAACAAGAGAAUAAUGAGCAAUCUACCCUAGAGACCUCUACACCAGCUGAUCAUGCUUUAGAGGUAGUAAAUACCAAAGCUGAAUCAAUGCAAGAUAACCAGGUAAGUGAAGCUCUAAAUCUUACUCAAUAUUAUUUUUUUGAAUCGUCCACUUCAAGUAUGAAACACUUGCUCUUGCCCAUAAGUGAUGAUUCAGAUAUAGGUACAAUGGAGAAGCAUCCAGAACCAAACUCACAACCUUACACCCAAGCAGUGGUCAAUGGAGAAACCAAUUGUGAAAUAGGAGAUUUCGAAAAGGAGACCAUGAUCCUUCCAAGGGAAAUCAUAGACCGACCAUGGAAAGGGGGCAUAGCUUCCCUACUGAUCAAAGAAGAACCACCAGUUGGACAAUGCAUCACAAAACCGUGCAUAUACCAGGGUAAGACCAUAGCCUCCCAAAUUAGAAUGAAACCUAACUUGCUCUAUCUUGGUGCAGGUAAAUUGGUUUUGAGGACAAAACCUUUUGAAGAGGGAGGGAAUGAUGAGGACCUAAAGUCAGUAGCUGGACCACCAACUCAUGAGAUCAACCAUACAAGCUACAUUGGAGCCAGCAGCGACAUAGGUGCACUCAAAGAAGGAUAUCUUUGCAACCAUAAGGAAUUUAACCGUGAAACCAGUUUCUAUAGAUUCUCAACUCAACCAGAGCACGCAGCGAAUUGGUUUCAUACCAAAAAGAGUAAUGGUUUAGGAGAUAUGCCAGUUACAAGUCAGACUAUCUACACUACAUCCGAAUUGGUUCUAAUUAAGGAAAGUAAUUCUUUGCUUAAGGAGUGUGCAACUCAAACUCACGUGUGGAAACCAGGAGAUUAUUCAUUACAUCUAAGAGCAGUGGGAGAGUUUCUACCAUGCACCAGCAGCCACAUGAUCAAGAUGAAUCCCUUAUUUGUCAACUUACCUUACAUGGAUGCAUUCACACUUGGAGUUAUUGAGACCAACGGCUCUUUCCCCUUCUCUUCAGGCACGACUUAGAGACUAUCCAGACAUCAAAGGAGAUCCCAAGGAUGCAUUUCUUUCUUCCCAAACUCACAAGAUACAAGGAGAGAAGAAAACUUCCAUACAUGGACAGAUUCUGCACCAACUUAGUCCAACGGCUAGUUUUUCACUUAUUAUUUCUUUCCAAGUUAUUCCUUUAGGCAUUUGUGUUCUUUUCUAUUUAAACUGAGCUAAGUCUCAUUUGUAAAGCACCCUUGCACGAAAUUAAUAAAGUAUUAUUCAGUUUACAAAGUUUGUCUUUGUUUUGUUCAAUUAGUCUUUAGGUGGAUUCCUUUAGAUUUCUUGUCCGUUUGCUUGUCUCCUUAGUUUGUGGAUUCAUUCUAGGAUACAAGUGUAGGUCUCUGUCUUUGUGUGGAUUCACAUAGGCUCAGGCUUCUGGUCUUAUCAAAGGGAUAUUUCCGCAACCCUUUGUGGCGACAAUCGACCCAUUCAAGCUUGACAACUCUAGUUGCCUUGUGAUCUAGCCU
Messenger RNA from Brassica rapa (field mustard), 5187 nucleotides. RefSeq lists its product as uncharacterized. The record is from RefSeq and is a predicted model, not a curated record. Lineage: Eukaryota; Viridiplantae; Streptophyta; Magnoliopsida; Brassicales; Brassicaceae. Gene Ontology annotation, molecular function: nucleic acid binding; zinc ion binding.